GUCUUUCUUCUUUAUCACUGCGGGCAAAUAAAAACAGGAAAGAAAUUUUAUCAAUCCCUGAUUUGCACAAAGAUGGAAGACUUUGCAGUGACCUCGGAUUUCUAAAGAAAGUGUUUUGGACCACAGCCUGCCACUUUCAGAUCACUUGGACUCUGGUGGCUUGGAGAGUGAGGCAGAGCCAGAAGGCACGGAAGCCCCUGAUCCGUGGAGCUGCUUCCAGACAGGUUGCUGAGAAUGAUGGGAAGCGCGUGUAGAAUGAAAUACAAAUUUUUGGAAAGCCCCUUGGGAAGAAUAGAAAUUUCAGGAUGUGAAGCUGGGGUGCAUAGAAUAAAGCUUCUGGAAAAAAUGGUUCAAAGACCUGACAGUAGCAGCAGCCGCCAGGCCUCCUUUUCUGGGGAAGGACUCAAGGGCCCAGAGGAAACGACCGCGGCAUUGGACGAGUGCGCUGCCUGGCUAGCGGCCUAUUUCCACGCUCCAGAGACCGUGGAAGAUCUCCCUCUGCCUGCCUUCCAUCAUCCCAUCUUCCAGCAAGACUCUUUCAGAAGACAGGUGUUGUGGAAGCUGAUGGCAGCAGUGAAAGUGGGAGACACCGUUUCCUACCAGCAGCUUGCAGCCCUGGUGGGGAAGAGCGGAGCCGCCCGAGCUGUCGGGGGAGCCAUGAGGGACAACCCGAUCCCAAUCAUCAUUCCAUGCCACCGAGUGAUCUGCAGCAGUGGAAAAAUUGGCAACUACACGGGAGGAGUGGGCAUAAAGGAGUGGCUUCUGGACCAUGAGAAGCGUGUGAAAGGAAAGUGGGCCGACUAAGGCUGCCCACCGCUAGCGCCAGGCCGCUUCUACCCCCAGGCCCAGCACAGAGCAUAGCUUCGCAGCCAGAUCACACAAUGCACGCAUGCACAGGCAGAAUUUAGUGGGGGGGGGGAGUUGUUAAACGUUUGAGGGUUACGCAGAUAGAAUGCAGCAUCCAAGGGCUGUGGGCCGGCAUGGGGUGGCACCCUAAGUUAAAGAAGCAGGUUGGCUCCCGGGGGACCCCACUGGUGCCCCCUUUCUGGCAGCGAGUCCAGCGACCGGCGCCUGGCAUCACCGCCUGUACUUUGUUCCCGUCUCCAGCCCUGUUUGUGUUCUAUUUUUAAUGCCCGUUAAAGCAAGGAUAAGGGAGUGGGAGGGGCCUGGGGUGAGGGGUGCCGUGGCCCCUGGAAGGAAGCAUCUGGCUCACCAAGGGGGCAGCCAGGAGCCAAAGGCCCAGCAGAAGCUGCCACACACGCCCCUGGUUCCUGCUCCCCCUCGGGUAUUUGCCAAGGCUGGAAAGCUGACCGUCUGCCAGAAGUACUGCCCAAGAUUCUCCUGCUUGCUUUGAGGUUUGAACUGUGGAAAUGGUGUUUUCCAGCUCUCACUGCCACCCCUUCCUUCGCCGUCCUUCAGAAGGAAAUCACCAGUGAAUCACCCUUCCCACUCCUGGAGAUGCUGAGACAGUGGUAGUCGAUGUCACCAAAACCAGACCUGAAAGCCUUCUUUUAGGAAUGCGAUGGGGCAGGGGAGGAGGAGAGAGUUGCUUGUUUGCUUCUGCUAACGUCUGUUGCAUUUGAGGUGUUUGGGGUGCGGCUUUCUGAGAAAUAAAGCUUUACAUCAAGGUUUGCA
Molecule: messenger RNA, 1635 nt
Organism: Vombatus ursinus (common wombat)
Lineage: Eukaryota; Metazoa; Chordata; Mammalia; Diprotodontia; Vombatidae
Gene: MGMT
Product: O-6-methylguanine-DNA methyltransferase
Exons: 6
Coding region: 235-804 (189 amino acids)
Biological process (GO): DNA repair
Cellular component (GO): nucleus
Molecular function (GO): methylated-DNA-[protein]-cysteine S-methyltransferase activity
Source: RefSeq, a predicted model, not a curated record